GAAGCCGAAACCGGGCAACCACCACUCCGUUCUUCUCUCUACCGAGUUCCGGCGAACCUUCAGUCGCCGGCUGUUUCAAAGGUGUAGCAACCUGAGUUGACUUCUAUCUCCGGCGCUUAUCAAGAUUAACGAAAGACCUAAUGGAGGCAGUGGUGAUUGAUGCUGGCUCUAAGCUCUUAAAAGCAGGGUUUGCAAUUCCUGAUCAAGCUCCUUCCAUGAUAAUUCCAACUCAAAUGAAAAUCAUGAAUGAAGAUGGGUCCUUGCCUGACUCUCCAUCGCUUCAGGCUAACAAUGUUGAUCCAGUUGUACGAGGUUUUGUUAAAGAUUGGGAUGCUAUGGAGGAUCUACUGCACCAUGUACUUUACAACGGUCUAGGAUGGGAAAUUGGUAACGAGGGACAAAUUUUAUUUGCAGAUCCACUUUUAACCCCCAAGGCCGUCAGAGAACAGUUGGUGCAGUUGAUGUUUGAAACAUUUAAUAUCUCAGGCUUCUAUGCUUCAGAGCAAGCAGUGUUAUCUCUCUAUGCUGUAGGACGUAUUUCAGGGUGCACUGUUGAUAUCGGUCAUGGAAAAAUAGAUAUUGCUCCAGUAAUUGAAGGUGCGGUUCAGCAUGUAGCUUCAAGAAGAUUAGAAAUCGGAGGUGCUGAUUUGACCAAGCUGUUUGCACAAGAGCUUGCAAAGUCCAAUCCACAACUAAAACUUGAUGUGUCAGAAAUUGAGAGACUAAAAGAGCAGUAUGCAUGCUGUGCAGAGGAUGAUCUUGCUUAUGAGAAGACACUAAAAUCAUGCCAGGAGGAGCAGCAUACUUUGCCUGAUGGCCAGGUGAUUUCUAUUAAAAGAGAAAGGUUUACAGUCGGAGAGGCAUUGUUCCAACCAUCUAUCUUGGGUUUAGAGACCCAUGGUAUCGUUGAGCAGCUUGUUCGGAUUAUCUCAACAGUAUCAUCUGAGAACCAUCGUCAGCUACUGGAGAACACUGUUCUGUGUGGUGGAACAGCUUCCAUGGCAGGUUUUGAAGAUAGGUUCCAGAGGGAAGCUAGUCUUUGCUCAUCUUCAAUUCGUCCUUCUUUGGUAAAGGCUCCGGAAUACAUGCCAGAGAACUUAUCCAUGUAUUCGGCAUGGGUAGGAGGUGCCAUACUUGCGAAGGUCGUGUUUCCUCAGAAUCAACAUAUAACCAAGGCAGAUUAUGAUGAAUCCGGCCCAUCUGUCGUUCACCGGAAAUGCUUCUGAGGAUGUGGUGAAGCCUAAAGAAGGUAAGUUUGGCUUCUUGUAUCCUACUCAUGAGACUUAACCAGAUUAUUAGUCAAGAGUUUGGUCAACCAUAGUAAAUAUGAACAUUUGCUAACUAGUGAAACCCAAUUGUUGUAGCUGGGAGUUCCCAUGAGUGGUAAAUUAUACAAUUUCUCUAUCUUCAAUUUGCUCCCUUAAGACAUCUUUCCCACAUCAAGUAGUUUUAGGGUUUGUUUGUAAGCAGCUUAAUGAGACCUAGCUUAUUCUAUCAACUAUACAUGACCAUUUGACAGUGGCUUAAUGA
Molecule: messenger RNA, 1530 nt
Organism: Cynara cardunculus var. scolymus (artichoke)
Lineage: Eukaryota; Viridiplantae; Streptophyta; Magnoliopsida; Asterales; Asteraceae
Product: actin-related protein 7
Exons: 8
Coding region: 141-1226 (361 amino acids)
Biological process (GO): anatomical structure morphogenesis
Cellular component (GO): nucleus
Source: RefSeq, a predicted model, not a curated record